This is a messenger RNA of Carassius gibelio (silver crucian carp), 1975 nucleotides long. RefSeq names its product cytosolic acyl coenzyme A thioester hydrolase-like. Lineage: Eukaryota; Metazoa; Chordata; Actinopteri; Cypriniformes; Cyprinidae. Gene Ontology annotation, molecular function: long-chain fatty acyl-CoA binding. Gene Ontology annotation, cellular component: nucleoplasm; cytosol; extracellular exosome. Gene Ontology annotation, biological process: acyl-CoA metabolic process; palmitic acid biosynthetic process. Bases 595 to 1650 code for a protein of 351 amino acids. The transcript has 9 exons. The record is from RefSeq and is a predicted model, not a curated record.
CGGAUUUCACUAAUGCGUUUAAAGAAAUAAACGAAAUACGCGUGGAUGUUACUUCUGUUUAUUUCAAAUGACUUGAAUAAGGUUCUGAUGCUGGUGCAUUUUUCUUCACACCGGUCAUGCCGUCUGUGAUGACCUCAACAGUGAUGCUGAUGUAGAGCAUUGACCGGAACACAAGGUUAUCUCGGUCGUCGGGACAGAAAUUAUAUAUUCAAGACAAGAAAUAUGGGAGAAAUACCGUGGUAUAGCAAAUAUAUUCGGUCAGAUCCUGAUAUAACCGGGUGAAUAAAAAGCAGAAAAUGAAUUGAAAUGGCUGUCGUGCUUGCUAUUGUCUUUGCAUGAAUUUUGACACUCAAAUGUUAAGUAACUCCAUUUGUUUCAGGAUUGAACGUUAAAAAAGCCUGACAGUGGAUAGCCGGUUAGCGCGCGGUGGUACAGAAUGCUCGUCACGCGUUGAUCAAGCGGCUGCCCCCUUGCGCUUGUAAGUGGUACAGCAAUCGCCAUUGAAUUAACAACGUGAAACUUUCGUGAGACUUUAGUCGGAGUUUUUGUCCCGGUGUGUUUCUGUAAAUCUGCAGCCCUACACGUUACUUGCUUAUGGCGCUGAGACCGAUCAAACUCCUCCACCAUCUGUGGAAACAAACCUGGGUGGCCAGAGCUCGGAGUAACGUUACUACAUCGAGGAUCAUGCGUCCCGAUGAUGCCAACAUUGUUGGCAAUGUUCAUGGUGGCACUAUCCUGAAGAUGAUUGAGGAAGCAGGAUGCAUCAUUGGCACACGCCACUGCAACACUCAAAACGGGGAUCGUUGUGUGGCUGCUCUGGCUCGGGUGGAGCGCACAGACUUCCUGCACCCAAUGUUCAUCGGCGAAGUGGCCCACGUCAGUGCUGAGAUUACCUACACCUCCAAACACUCGGUCGAGGUGCAGGUCAAUGUCCUCUCAGAGAACAUAGUCACAGGUGCCAAAAAAUUGACCAAUAAGGCAACGCUAUGGUAUGUCCCUUUCUCCCUUCAAAAUGUGGCUAAAAUCAUUGAAGUUCCUCCUAUUGAGUACUCCAGCCCAGAACAAGAGGAAGCAGGUAAAAAGAGAUAUGAGGCUCAGAAAUUAGAGCGAUUAGAGACCAAGGAGAGGAAUGGGGAGAUCAUCAUGUCUGUCUCUCUUCCAGAACCCUACACGGUUGCAUUUAGUCAGUCGAGUCUGAUCCACCUUGUCGGCCCAUCUGACUGCACUCUGCAUGGCUUUGUACAUGGAGGUGUGACCAUGAAACUGAUGGACGAGGUGGCAGGGAUUGUUGCUGCUCGUCAUUGCAAGACCAACAUUGUGACGGCAUCUGUAGAUGCCAUUAACUUUCAUCGUAAGAUCAAGAAAGGCUGUGUCAUUACUAUUUCGGGCCGAAUGACCUUCACCAGUAAUAAGUCAAUGGAGAUUGAGGUUUUAGUAGAUGCUGACCCACUUGUGGAGGCUGAGAAGGGGAAAUAUAGGGCUGCCACAGCCUUCUUCACCUACAUCUCCCUGGACAAAGACAACAAGCCCCUUCCUGUGCCACCACUGAAGCUGGACGGUGAAGAGGAGCAGAAGCGGUUUGAAGAAGGGAAAGCACGCUACCUGCAGAACAAGGCAAAGAGACUCGCAGAUAAGGAGCGACAACAAUGACUUUUACCGCACAAACACCAUAUUGUGUUGUAGAUGAAUAGUAUUUAAUAAUAGAGCCUCAACGUACAACAUACUAUAUAAAGAACCUCUGCUUUAUCCCACAUGUAGCUCACUAAAUAGAAAGAUAUAUAAAUACAGUAUAUAUAGGAAAAGUAUAUAGGUUUAAUUGAAUUUUCUGAGUUUUCCAAAGAACUUGUCUAUGUAUCUUAAGCGAAAAAAAAAAGAUAUAUAUAUAUAAUUUAUGUUUUGUUGUAAAGAAUUAUUUGUGAAAUGUGCAGAGCUGUAUUAUGCACUAAUAAAAGCAUGCUAAUUCAACUACAACUGG